Molecule: messenger RNA, 1336 nt
Organism: Papaver somniferum (opium poppy)
Lineage: Eukaryota; Viridiplantae; Streptophyta; Magnoliopsida; Ranunculales; Papaveraceae
Product: putative RING-H2 finger protein ATL21A
Exons: 5
Coding region: 1-1098 (365 amino acids)
Molecular function (GO): polysaccharide binding
Source: RefSeq, a predicted model, not a curated record
AUGGAGUACCCAAAUACUUCAAAUGAACGCAUUGAGAAUACUGACGAUGAUCAUCCAAAGAACGCGUCUGUGAAAUACAAGUAUGAUGAGAGUCGUUUGAAUAAACUAGAGUUGCAAUAUGCAGCAGCUAAACAAGAUUACGCAGAGAAGUACAAAGCAUACAUGGAUGCCAAAGAGAGUAACAUGAAGGAAACCGAUGCGGACAACUACAACAUUUUAGAUGAGGAACAGAAGAAGGCCCUAUGCAGUCGAAAACCCUCACACUUAUUGUUGUCUCUCUGCUUUUUCCUGACGUUCAUCGCUGGUCAAAACAAUUGUCCAAUAAGUUAUCAAUGCAGCUACGUUGAGAAUGAACCGCAGAUAUCCUACCCGUUCAGAGUAAUAGAUCGCCAGGGUGAAGGAUGUGGUUACCCAGGUUUUGAUCUCACAUGCAACACUUUCGAUAAACCAGUUCUUAAACUACCACAUUCGGGAGAUUUUCUUGUUCGAAAAGUCGAUUAUGUCAACAAAGAGAUACGACUCUACGACCAGGGUAAUUGCCUCGCGCGACGCUUUCAACAACAAAACCUGGACAUUCACUUGUCACCAUUCAAGGCUUUUGGUUAUCAGACUUUGAACUUCUAUAAUUGUCCACCAUCAGCAACUAAUAAUCCACCCAAUGAACUUGCUGGAAAGUUUUUAGGUGUUCCUUGCCUUAGUGAUCAGCGAAACACCGUACUUUAUACAAUUUCUUCGGGCAGUCCUUCUGAUGGCAAGAUUAGCCAAGUUUUCAUGAGUUUAGGCUGUCUGAUAAAUGCACCUAUCACUAUUCCUGUACCCUUGGCUGCUGUUACUAAUGCUUACGCGUAUGAAUUGAUCCAUGGUGAUCUUUAUCUUACAUGGGUCGACCCAGAUCCAAAUGGAGCAGUAAAUGAACCGAAAAACCCACUAGGUGGUGACAAGCCAGAUUCAGAUGAUGCAGCAUAUAAUUUCAUGAAAUUACUCAAAGCGAUAGGGCCGAUUAUUGGUGUCAUCGGUGCCAUCGGGACAAUAAUAACAAUAUACAAAUGCUGCUGCAGUACCCCGACGCCAGUGGCAAUUACUGUUGAAUUUGUGUGAAGAAGGGAGUAGAGAAUUAAAGUGUUAUGGUUGCAUUCCUUUCGAAAAUGGAUAUUGUUAUCGUUCUGCAUUUCAGAUUCGAAUACGUUUUGAGAAGUUUUAUCAUGACUAUAUUGGUUGUCUGUUGCCCUGUUGGUUGUCUUUGUAAUUACUGUUUAUGUUUGUAACUUUGUAAGCUUGUUGUGCAUCAGUGCUCCGGCCGGGUGCCUUCUAUUUUAGCAUCACACAGUUUUGUGUA